Molecule: messenger RNA, 828 nt
Organism: Haemonchus placei
Lineage: Eukaryota; Metazoa; Nematoda; Chromadorea; Rhabditida; Trichostrongylidae
Source: the annotation of a GenBank genome assembly
UAUCAUCCUCAAACUCUCACUUAUAUGGAGGUCAGCGUACUACGAUUUAACGUCAAUGGAAAAGAUGUCAGAGUUUAUAAUGUUGACCCAGAAACAUCACUAGCAGACUAUCUACGAAACGAACAACUGUUUUUAGUUGGUCUGACUGGUGUGAAACUUUCUUGCGAAUGGGGAGCAUGUGGAUCAUGUACGGUAACACUGGGAAAAUGGAACCACAAGUUGGGGAAAGCAACGUAUAAAGCGAUAAAUGCUUGCAUAUAUCCACUGUAUAUGGCUCACCACAAGUUGAUCUUGACUAUAGAAGGGAUUGGUAAUUCAAAUAGGCUUCAUCCAAUUCAAGAACGUCUUGCUCGCAGUCAUGGCACUCAGUGUGGCUUCUGCUCACCAGGCUUUGUGAUGGCUGCCUAUGGCCUUCUUCGUGAAUAUCCUAAUGCUUCUAUUCAUGAUAUAAAACAUGCCGUUAAAGGGAACCUAUGCCGUUGUACUGGUUAUCGGCCAAUACUUCAAGCUUUGUACUCGUGCUGUAAGGAAUCUAACUCAGAUUCCUGUGUCUACGAAGAAAAUGGAAGGACCAUCACUAAUGGAGACCUCUUCGAAUCUGCUAAGUUCCCUGUAAUUGAUGAAACACAAGAAAUACUAUUCCCUCCAAGCUUAAUUAUGGAGAACACAGCAAGCGAUCUUUAUCUGGAGGGGGCUCGAGUGAAAUUGUUAGCGCCGGUAUCAUGGAAGGAUAUUGAUGACUGCUUUGGGCAGUACAACGAAGUGAAGAUUUUAUCGUCCGGACAGAUUACUAGAAUAAGUUGGUUACAUUUCAAAACCCAUACUUGA